UCAGUAUAUGGCAAUCAGCAACAUGCAGAUGUCAACUGUCAGCAAAGUGAAAUUGUCAAAAUACCAAAGAGAGAGACUAACUAUUGAUAUUGACGGCUUUUUGUAGUUGUUUUUAAUUUGAGAGCACAAUUACUUCGGCGUAUCAUAAAUGCAUUUACAAUUUUGGCCAAUGGUGGUGAAUCUAUGUAACUACGCCGCAUAACAAAAAUGUCUUUAUUCCCGGCUUACGCUCAAACUUCAAACAUUACUCAAACUGAUAGUGAAGGUGACUUAAUACCUAUUCUUUUUAUUAUGGAUGUUGUGAUAACGAUUGAAAAAUAUGAGAUAAGUGGCGAGUGGCUGGCUGAGGCACAGCUGCUGGCGAGCGACACAGACGAGGAGCGCGAGGCGUGCCGGCCACGCGCCGCCACCUCACCGCCCGAACACCAUCAGCACUUCUAUGUUGAUCGCAAGUUAGAUGUCGCCAACUUGCGGGUCUCUACGCUUUAUUACCCUGGAAGACCACAGUACGAGGCGCCGGCCCCGCACGCGGCGCUGGGCGCGCCCGCCCGCUCGCCGCGCCGCGCCGCCGCCGCGCGCCGCUACUACGCCGCGCCCGCGCCGCCGCCCGCGCCGCCGCACCACGAGCUGGCGCAGCGCACGCGCGCCUUCCGCGACCUGCUCGCCGCCGCUCCCCACGACGAGGAAACGUGGCUGCACUUCAUUGACUUCCAAGAGUGCACGCGAGAUCCCGACGCCGCGCUGGCGGCGGCCACCGAGGCCGCGGCUGUGCUGGGCUCGUCGCGGCGCGUGCGGGCCGCGCUGCACCGCGCGCGCGGGCUGGCGCUGUCGCCGCACCGCCGCCUGGAGCUGCUGCGCGGGGAGCUGGCGGCGGCGGGCGGCGACGGCGCGCUGCUGACGGAGCUGUGGCUGCGCGUGCUGGCGUGCGCGGCGGAGGCGGGCGGCGAGGGGCUGGAGGCGGCGGCGGCGGCGGCGCUGGCGGGCACGCGCGGCCACGCGGCGGCGUACCCGCACGUGCUGUACGCGUACGGCGCGUACCUGCGCGCGGCGGGCCACUGGGAGCGGCUGGUGCUGCUGCUGGAGCUGGUGGCCAGCAUGAACUUCCCGCCCGCCGCCUUCCCGCCGCCUCCUGACCCCGACCGGGAACUCGAACAGGAGCGCCGUUUAACUGAGCUCGAGGACAAGGCGCUGAGCAGCGCGCUGCCGCUGAGCACGGUGUGGGUGCGCGUCGAGCGGGCCCGCGCCGCCGCGCACUGGCGCCCCGCGCAGCCGCCCGGGGCCCCGCCGCCCGGGACCCUGCCGCCCGGGGCCCCGCCGCCUGCCCUGCCGCCCGCCGACCCCGAGCGCACGCCGGCGCCGGCCGACGUGGCGGAGCUGCUGCGCGCCGCCGCGCCGCAAGCCGCCGACCUGCUGCUGGUGCAGAUGCUGCGCCUCGCCAAGGUGCCGCUGCUGCCGGCGGCGCAGUUCUCGCUGGAGCGCGUGCACGCGGAGGGCGGCGCGCUGGGCGACGCGGCGGAGGCGGGCGGCGCGGAGGCGCUGCUGUCGCUGCUCCGCGCCGCGCGCCGCCUGCCGCCCGCGCACCCCGCGCGCCAGCCCGGCGCCGCCGCGCUGCUGGCGCUGCUGGCGGACCCGCCGCACUACUUCUCCGACGACGCGGGCUACCUGCGCUGGGUGUCGGCGCUGUGGGACGCCGCCUGCGGCUGGGCGGCGCCGGGCGACGCGCGCGCCGCGCUGCUGUGCUGGCGUCUGCGCUGGCUGCACUCGCUGCAGCUGCUGCUCGAUAUGGAGGAGGAGGCGGGCCGCAGCGAGGCGCGACGCAUCCGACAGCACGCGCGCGCUGCACUCAAGCGCUUCGGCGACGACCAUCCGCUGCCGUACGCACAGCUCGCCCGCCUGCUGCACGCCGCCGGCGACGCGCCGCAGGCCCGCGCCGCCGCCGCCCGCGCCGCCAGCGCCGCGCUGCGCCGCCCGCUCGCGCACCAGCGCCUCUACGUCGCCAGGGUGAUGGGCGAGGUGAGCGACGACGACGCGCUCGGCGACUGGGCGUGCGUGUGCGCCGCGCUCGCGCGCCCGCUGCCGCCCGACGCCGCGCGCCCGCCGCCGCCCGAGCUGCGCGCGGCCGCGCUGGCGGCGUGCGAGGCGGAGUGCGCGCGCCUGGAGCACGCGGCGCCGGGCGACGCGGGCGUGCUGGGCGUUGCUGCCCGCGCCGGCCGAGUGGGCGGCGCGCGCGCGGCUGGCGGGCGGCGCGCGGCGCGAGGCGCUGCUGGCGCGCGCGCUGGCGGCGGCGCGCGGCGCGGAGGGCGAGGCGGCUCGCUACUGGGAGCACAGCGCCUGCGCGCUGGUGGCGGCGGCGGCGCGCGACCAGCGCCUCGCGCAGUGCGCGCGCGCCGCGGCGCCGCUCUUCCCCCACAAUGCCUUCCUCGCAUUAGCGUGCGGCGGGGCGCCGCUGUGGGCGUGGCGCGGCGGCGCGACGCAGCUGGAGCGGCUGCGCGGCGCCACGCUCGCGUCGCGCUCGCACCGCGCCGCGCUGGCGCACGCGCUGCCGGCGCUGCUGCGGCGCGGCGGCGCGCUGGGCGGCGCGGCGGCGCGCUGCUGGCGGCGGCGCGCCUGGAGGCGGAGGCGCGCGCGCAGUGCCCGCGCACGCAGCGCGCGCUGCACGCGGCGCUGGACCGCCUGCCGCAGCACAAGUGGCUGGCGGUGCGCGGCGCGGCGUGGCUGGGCGCGGAGGCGGCGGCGCUGGCCGACGUGCUGCUGGAGCGGCGCCUGCGCCUGCACGCGCUGCUGGACGAGCUGGCGCCGCUCGAGCCGGCGCAGCUGCACGAGCCGCACUCCUUAUGAUCUACCACAAUAAAAUGUUUACCACAGAAAACGGUCUUUUCAUCAACUUGAAUUUAGAACAUCGUGUGCAAUAAUACUCCAUUUGUAACAAUCUUGAUAAGACUUUUCAAACAAAUACAUAUUAAACAAAUAAAAUACUACUUAAAAUAAUUAUUCAAUUAUAUAAUUAAGUAAUUUUUAUUAUUGUUUUUACAUAGAUUUGUAACCUCGUUUCAUUUCAUAACUCCACUAAGAGAGGCGCUAGUCUAUCGCCCGCAGGCCGAUUGAGGCCUAAUAAAUGUGGAAUUAAGUAUAGGUAUUUUUAGCGCGCAUUUAAGUAGAAAGCUUGUUUUUAAAAAGGUUUUUAAAAACAAGCUAAGCAAGUUUUUAAAAACCUACUUAUUUUGAUUUAGGUAUGUUCUUAUUCCUUCAUUCCAAAUUCUUGGAUGUGUCCAUUUUGAAAGAACCCAUUAAAAAUAAUCGCUUAAAAAAAGUUAGGUUUAAUAAAAAAUCAGCUCAAUCGGUUAAAGAUAUUUGGUUCAAAAUUGAGUUGAAUAUAGGGCGUAAGAAGGAACAUGGUGGGUUUUAGUCAGUAGACUUCCUUAUCCUAUACCCAUAGCGGAAUUCACUCAUUUGAUGAUAUACC
Messenger RNA from Helicoverpa armigera (cotton bollworm), 3463 nucleotides. RefSeq lists its product as uncharacterized. Bases 208 to 2838 code for a protein of 876 amino acids. The transcript is spliced from 12 exons. NCBI's taxonomy places the organism in Eukaryota, Metazoa, Arthropoda, Insecta, Lepidoptera, Noctuidae. The record is from RefSeq and is a predicted model, not a curated record. Gene Ontology annotation, cellular component: catalytic step 2 spliceosome. Gene Ontology annotation, biological process: negative regulation of RNA catabolic process; regulatory ncRNA-mediated heterochromatin formation.